This is a messenger RNA of Microtus ochrogaster (prairie vole), 3422 nucleotides long. RefSeq names its product L3MBTL histone methyl-lysine binding protein 2 (gene L3mbtl2). The record is from RefSeq and is a predicted model, not a curated record. NCBI's taxonomy places the organism in Eukaryota, Metazoa, Chordata, Mammalia, Rodentia, Cricetidae. Gene Ontology annotation, biological process: negative regulation of DNA-templated transcription. Gene Ontology annotation, cellular component: nucleus. Gene Ontology annotation, molecular function: chromatin binding; zinc ion binding.
GGCGCAGUAGCCAGUGAGCACACUCUUGGUCAGCAGCGAGGGCAAUAUGGCUUCCUGCACCUGGUGAAUUUGGCACCAUGGAGAAAUCGCGGGGCACUGAGGAGACGCCGUCUUCAGAGCCAAUGGAAGAGGAGGAGGAGGAUGACUUGGAACUCUUCGGGGGCUACGACAGCUUCCGAAGUUACAACAGCAGCGCGGGCAGUGAGAGCAGCUCCUAUCUAGAGGAGUCAAGUGAGGCGGAGAAUGAAGACCGGGAAGCCGGGGAGCUUCCCACCUCACCUCUGCAUUUGCUCAGCCCUGGGAACACCCGCUCCCUGGAUGGAAGCGGUUCUGAGCCAGCGGUCUGUGAGAUGUGUGGUAUCGUGGGCACGAGAGACGCUUUCUUCUCAAAGACCAAGAGGUUCUGCAGUGUCUCGUGUUCCAGGAGCUACUCCUCCAACUCCAAGAAAGCCAGUAUCUUGGCCAGACUGCAGGGAAAGCCACCCACCAAGAAAGCCAAAGUGCUGCACAAGGCAGCCUGGUCUGCCAAAAUUGGAGCCUUCCUCCACGCCCAGGGGACAGGGCAACUAGCAGAUGGGACACCCACAGGACAAGAUGCUCUUGUCUUAGGGUUCGACUGGGGAAAGUUCCUGAAGGACCACAGUUACAAGGCUGCUCCUGUCAGCUGCUUUAAACACGUGCCCCUCUAUGACCAAUGGGAAGAUGUCAUGAAGGGGAUGAAGGUGGAAGUCCUCAAUAGCGAUGCUGUGCUCCCCAGCCGGGUGUAUUGGAUCGCCACUGUCAUCCAGGCGGCUGGGUACCGAGUGCUGCUUCGGUAUGAAGGCUUUGAAAAUGAUGCCAGUCAUGACUUCUGGUGCAACCUGGGGACUGUGGAUGUCCACCCCAUCGGGUGGUGUGCCAUCAACAGCAAGAUCCUGGUGCCUCCACGGACCAUCCAUGUCAAGUUCACUGACUGGAAGAGCUACCUCAUGAAGCGAUUGGUGGGCUCCAGGACACUUCCUGCAGAUUUUCACAUCAAGAUGGUGGAAAGCAUGAAGUACCCCUUUCGGCAGGGCAUGCGCCUAGAGGUGGUGGACAAGACCCAGGUGUCACGGACCCGCAUGGCUGUGGUAGACACAGUAAUUGGGGGUCGCCUUAGGCUUCUCUAUGAGGAUGGUGACAGUGAUGACGACUUCUGGUGCCAUAUGUGGAGUCCCCUGAUUCACCCAGUGGGUUGGUCCCGGCGUGUUGGCCAUGGCAUCAAGAUGUCAGAGAAACGAUGUGACAUGUCCCAUCACCCCACCUUCCGGAAAAUCUACUGUGACGCUGUUCCUUACCUCUUCAAGAAGGUCCGAGCUGUCUACACAGAAGGUGUCUGGUUUGAGGAAGGAAUGAAACUAGAAGCCAUUGACCCUCUGAAUCUGGGCAACAUCUGUGUAGCAACCAUCUGCAAGGUCCUCUUGGAUGGUUACCUGAUGAUCUGUGUGGAUGGGGGGCCCUCCACAGAUGGCUCAGACUGGUUCUGCUACCAUGCCUCCUCCCAUGCCAUCUUCCCAGCCACCUUCUGCCAAAAGAAUGACAUUGAGCUCACACCCCCAAAAGGGUAUGAGACCCGACCUUUUGACUGGGACACCUACUUGGAGAAGACCAAGUCAAAGGCAGCCCCUGCAAGACUUUUUAACAUGGACUGCCCCAACCAUGGCUUCAAGGUGGGCAUGAAGCUAGAGGCUGUGGACUUGAUGGAGCCCCGGCUCAUCUGUGUGGCCACGGUGAAGCGGGUGGUGCAUCGGCUCCUUAGCAUUCACUUUGAUGGCUGGGACAACGAGUACGACCAGUGGGUAGACUGCGAAUCCCCGGACAUCUACCCUGUGGGCUGGUGUGAGCUCACCGGCUACCAGCUCCAGCCUCCAGUGUCUGCAGAACCAAACACACCUCUGAAGGGCAAAGAGGCCACAAAGAAGAAAAAGAAGCAAUUUGGGAAGAAAAGGAAAAGGGUCCCAUCAGCCAAGACUCGACCCGUCAGACAGGGCUCCAAGAAGCCCUUACUGGAGGAUGACCUGCAGGCCUUGGGGGUCUCAUCGGAGCCUGUUUCUGAUGACAUCAUUGCUGUGUGUGUGAAGGAGGAGCACCAGGACAUCUCCUCGCCUGACCGGUCACCCAGUCCACAGCUGCCUCUCCCCAUUGAGAGCAUCAAGCAGGAGAGGGACAACUGAGCCAUCCCUAGUGCCAGUUUGGAGGCCUGGCUUCACUGCUGCACACCGAAUGGACAGCCUGGUCUUCUAGGCCCACCUCUGCCCACUGGCCAGGCUUGUGGGCUGGGCAGCUCGAGGUCUAAGCUGGUCUGUUCACUGCAUCCUCAGCACACUGGAAAACUGGACUGCCCCCACGUGUUCACCCAGGGAAGUGGAGGAAGUAACGUUACAGAGCAGCCGUGAGCGGGCAGCCCUGGCGGGCUCUGGGUGGGAAUGAGGCCACCUCUGCCUAAGACAGCUUGAGGACCUCCUGCCUCCUAGGGUGCCCUGCCCUGCCUAGCGCCCUGAGGCCCUGCUGUGGCAGGUAAUGGAGGAGUGAACACGUGAAUGGCCUUGACCUCAGGGUUGACGGGAACACUGACUUCCUUUCUUAAGCAGUUACUUGUAGGGAGGUACCGGAUCCUACAGUGACUUGGCCCUGGGGAUCCUGCUUCUCCAGAGCCUGGCUGGGGUUGGACCUAGCAUUUCCAUUUCCCUGCCUUGGUCAGCCGCGUCACUGCUCAGCUCGCAUCUUUACCUCAAGUUUGAGCUUUUCUUUUUCCCAGUCACACUUUUUGUUGUGAGUUUUCUUGUUUGUUUUGGCUUUGUUGUUUUUGUUUUUGGAGACAGAAUCUUUCUGUGUAGACCAGGUUGGCCUCUGACUCAGAGAUCUCCCUGCCUCUGUCUCCUGAGUGCUAGAGUUAAAGGAGUGCACCCGGUCCCAGUUAAACACUCUUGAAACUGGUCAUCUAGCCCUCCGGGAACAUCCGGGAAACCAGUGGGGCUCCUGCAGUCUGCCGUUUCUGUUUCUCUGUGUUUUGGAGAAGCAGUGUGGCCAUGGCUCCGUGUCCUGUCGUGGCUGUGUUGUGCUGUGUUGUGCUGGUCAGUCUGCACCGUCAUCCUGACAUGUGCUCCCUGGCUUUGCUCAGGACCUAGGCUGGGUUCAUCCCUGAGGUGCCAUGUGAGUGGCCAGUCAGGAGAGAACUCAGUCCUGACAGAGCCCACCCUGUGCAGAACCUAGGUGAGAGAGGCAUUUGUCACAGCCUGAUUUCCUCAAAGGGUAAAUAGGUCUGGAAGUAGAUGGAAGACCACAGCAAAAGGCAGGUUCAGUUCCCAGUAUCCACUCAUAAGCACCUGUAACUUGAGCUCCAGGGGGACCUGCACCUGUUGUUUCCAUGGGUACAAUGUAUAAUUUAUAUAGAUGUACAUAUA